CUCCUUCAGUUUUCAACAUGCACAGAAUAAAAGUAUUCCCAAGGGUAUCUAACAGAUGUGUGAUAUCAUGGCAUUCUACUCUCAGUAGCUGAGAAAACGACCUCAAAAUCGAAGGAAACCAACCAUAUGGGAUAUGUCUUGGUAUCUGGAGUUCCGUUAAUCAGCUUGUUCGAAAAGGGUAGACACACCUGGGAAGCAUGGAUGGUAUCAACAACACCGAGAAAGUACACCCAAAGAGUGACUACUACUCUGGCUGGCAAAUACACCAGCUUUCUGGAUUCCUACAUGACGUUGAUGAAAGCUCUGCAAUAUGCCGCGAUGGCUUGCUAGCGGGAGCUCAACCUGGCUCUUGUGGAAGCUUCUCAACCCCCACUAAGAACCCUUGACGACUUCGUCAGACUUUGCCUACUACGAGACAGCUUGGCAGACAGUAUGAACUGUAGAUGUUAUUCUCAUUUUAGGCGGGUUCGGCACAAGAGGAAAAGAGAGCAUGAUAUAAGCUAUCGAAUAGGCCAGGCAGAACAAAGUCCUUUGUGUAGUGGAUCUGCCUUGGUAUGCAGAUCGCCGUCAUCGAGUUUUCUCGCAACUUAUGCAACCUCCCAAACGCGAUUUCAGUGGAUUUUGAUGAAAGACCUCUCGACCCGGUUGUCGUUUACAUGCCCGAGCUUGAUCGCAAGAAUAUGGCAGGCGAUAUGCGCCUUGGCGGCCGGACUACGCACUUUCAGAAUGGCAGUGACUGGAGUAAAGCAUAUGCUUUGUGUGCUGCCCAAUGCUCUGGUUAUACACAGACACUACCACCACCACCGCUACGAAGUAAACCCGG
Messenger RNA from Pseudomassariella vexata, 823 nucleotides. RefSeq lists its product as uncharacterized. The record is from RefSeq and is a predicted model, not a curated record. Lineage: Eukaryota; Fungi; Ascomycota; Sordariomycetes; Amphisphaeriales; Pseudomassariaceae. The transcript has a single exon. Bases 127 to 330 code for a protein of 67 amino acids.